Molecule: messenger RNA, 4559 nt
Organism: Choloepus didactylus (southern two-toed sloth)
Lineage: Eukaryota; Metazoa; Chordata; Mammalia; Pilosa; Megalonychidae
Gene: ABCC11
Product: ATP binding cassette subfamily C member 11
Exons: 28
Coding region: 26-4225 (1399 amino acids)
Biological process (GO): transmembrane transport
Cellular component (GO): membrane
Molecular function (GO): purine nucleotide transmembrane transporter activity; ATP binding; ABC-type transporter activity
Source: RefSeq, a predicted model, not a curated record
CAAAGAAUUUGCAGGACAAGUGAAAAUGACCAGGAGAAGGACAUACUGGAUCCCUGAAUACUCUGGUGGCCUUGUGAAUCUUGGCAUGGACAUUGGCGAUGACAUGGUUUCAGGAGUUAGCUAUAAAACUUACACUGUCAAGGAUGGCCCCUGGAGCAAACAGGAGAGGAAGCCUGAGGAGCUGGGGAGAGCAGACAUCCACCCUUGGGGGAAGUACAAUGCUGCCUGGAGAACCAUGAUUCCCAUCCGCCCCAAGCCAAAGUUUCCUGCUUCUCAGCCCAUGGAUGAUGCUGGCCUGUUCUCCUACCUCAUGUUGUCCUGGCUCACCCCACUCAUGAUCCGAGGCUUCCAGAAUCACUUAAAUGAGAAUACCAUCCCCCCGUUGUCAGUACAUGAUGCCUCAGCCAAAAAUGCCAAAAGGUUUCGCCUCCUUUGGGAAGAAGAAGUCUCAAAGCAUGGGCCUGAGAAAGCUUCAGUGGUUCGAGUGAUGCUGAAAUUCCAAAGAACAAGGAUUAUUUUUGAUACGUUUAUGGCCUGUUUCUUCAGUAUUAUAAGUGUACUAGGGCCAGCACUGGUUAUACCAAGGAUUCUGGAAUAUUCUGAAGAUCCGUCAGGGAGUGUCAUCCAUGGCGUUGGACUGUGCUUAGCCCUUUUUUCCACUGAGUGUUUGAGGUCUGUGAGUCUGUGCUCAUGCUGGGUCAUCAACCAACGCACAGGCACGAGGUUUUGCACGGCCCUUUCCUUGUUUGCCUUUGAAAAGCUGAUGCAGUUUAAGUCUCUGACACACAUCUCCACGGGAGAGGCCAUUGCCUUCUUCACCAGUGAUGUAAGCUACCUGUUUGAAGGGGCAUACUAUGGCCCCUUGAUCUUCCUCACCUGUUCAUCGACGAUUGCCUGUGGCGUGGCCUCUUACUGCAUUCUGGGACCGACUGCACUCAUUGCCAUUUUUUGCUAUGCCCUGCUUCUCCCAAUGGAGGCAAUCCUGUCCAGAGUGAUUGUGAAGAUACAGGAACGCGUAUCUAUGGUCAGUGACCGGCGCAUCCGUGUGACCAGUGAAGUUCUCACGUGCAUCAAGCUGAUUAAAAUGUACACCUGGGAGAAACCAUUCACAGCAAUAAUUAAAGACCUAAGAAAGAGGGAAAGGAAAUUACUAGAAAAGAGUGGGUUUGGCCAUAGCCUGACCACUGUUGCCUUCUUGCUAACCCCAACAUUGGCCGCAACUACCCUGUUCCUCAUCCACACAUUCUUAAAAUUAAAACUCACAGCUACAACAGCCUUCACCACGGUGGCCAUCUUGAAUCCCCUGCGCAUGUCAGUGUUCUUUGUGCCCUUUGCAAUCAAAGCCGUCACGAACUCUAAGACUGCAGCAAAGAGGCUCAAGAAAUUUUUCCUCCAGGAGAGCCCUGUCUUAUAUGUCCAGGCAUUAAAAGACCCCAGCAAGGCGCUGGCUUUGGAGGGGGCUACCUUGUCAUGGCAACAGACCUGGCCUGGGGUUGACAACAGAGCGCUGGAGCUGGAGAAGAAUGGACACACUGCCAAGGGCAGGGCUCAGCCCCCUUUAGGUGUCAUCAGGCCAAAGGACCAAGGCGUCAGUCUGGGCCCAGAGUUGCGCAAGAUCAAUCUGGUGGUACCAAAGGGGACUGUGUUAGGGGUCCUUGGCAGCACGGGCAGUGGCAAGAGCAGCCUGCUGUCGGCUAUCUUGGGAGAGAUGCACUUGCUGGAGGGCUCGGUGGCGGUGCACGGAAGCCUGGCCUAUGUCCCCCAGCAGGCCUGGAUCAUCGCAGGCAGUGUCAAGGACAACAUCCUCAUGGGAGGCCAGUAUGACAAUGCCCGGUACCUCCAGGUGCUCCAUUGCUGCUCUCUGAAACAGGACCUGGAAAUUCUGCCCUUUGGAGACAUGACAGAGAUUGGGGAGCGGGGCCUCAACCUCUCCGGGGGACAGAAGCAGAGGGUCAGCCUGGCCCGCGCCGUCUACUCGGACCGCGAGCUCUACCUGCUGGACGACCCCCUGUCAGCCGUGGACGCCCACGUGGGGAAGCAUAUCUUUGAGGAGUGCAUUAAGAAGGUGCUCCGGGGGAAGACCAUCGUCCUGGUGACCCACCAGCUGCAGUAUUUGGAGUUUUGUGACCAGAUCAUUUUUCUAGAAGAUGGGGAAAUCUGUGAGAAUGGAACUCACAAUGAGUUAAUGCAGAGAAAGGGACAAUAUGCCCAACUCAUCCAGAAGGUAACGGGAAAGCCACACAGGAGAUUUCCAUUUCCUCACCUCUCACUCUCCAUCCCUACUUCAUGGCAUGUGCUUUUUCCCCAGAAUGUGUUAAAGGACGAAGCAAAGACAGCAGAGAAGCCCAAAGUGGACACCUCCCAGGAAGAGCCUGUUGAUGAAAAUGCUGUGCUGGAGAAUCAGCUCACAAAGAAGGAGGAGAUGAAAGAGGGUUCCCUGAGAUGGAGAGUCUACCACCACUACAUCCAGGCAGCCGGAGGUUACAUUGUUGCCACCAUCGUUCUCCUGCUCAUGGGGACAAUCACCUCCCUCAUGACCUUCAACUUCUGGUGGCUGAGCUACUGGUUGCAGCAGGGCUUUGGGACAAAUAGCAGCCAAGAGAUCAACAGGACCAACGCAGACCCGGGUGACAUACUGGACAAUCCACAGCAGCAUUUCUACCUGCUGGUGUAUGGGCUCAGUGCCCUGCUCCUGAUCUGUUUGGGGAUUUGUUCCUCGUGGGCUUUCACCAAGGUCACCAGGAAGGCAACCACAGUCUUACACAACAAGCUCUUUGACAAGGUUUCUCACUGCCCCAUGAGUUUUUUUGACACGACUCCGAUGGGCCGGCUUUUGAACUGCUUUGCGGGGAACUUGGGUGAGCUGGACCAGAUGUUGCCCAUAAUGUCUGAAGAGUUCCUGCUCCUGUUUUUGUCCGUGAUCACCAUCCUGGUGGUUGUCAGCAUGCUGUCCCCCUUUGUUCUGGCGAUAGGAGCCAUGGUGGGCAUUGUCUGCCUCACUUUUUAUAGGAUGUUCAAGAAAGCCAUCAAUGUGUUCAAAAGAUUGGAGAGCUACAGCCGGUCCCCUCGAUUCUCCCACAUCCUCGCUUCUCUGCGUGGUCUGAGCUCCAUCCAUGUUUAUGGAAAAACCAAAGACUUCAUCGAUGAAUUUGAAAGGCUGACCGAUAUACAGAGUAACUACCUGCUGGUGUUUCUGUCUUCUGUGCGAUGGCUGUCAUUGAGGCUUGAGCUCAUGACCAACCUGGUGACCUUGGCUGUAGCCCUGUUUGUGGCUUUUGGAAUUUCCUCUACCCCCUAUUCCUUUAAAGCCAUGGCUAUCAGCUUUGUCCUGCAGCUGGCAUCCAACUUCCAGGCUGCUGCCCGGGCUGGUUUGGAGACGGAGGCGCGCUUCACGGCUGCGGAGGGGAUGCUGAAGUACAUGAAGAUGUGUGUCCCCGAAGCUCCUUUACGUAUAGAAGGUGUGAGCUGUCCUCACGGGUGGCCACAGCAUGGGGAAAUCACGUUCCGGGAUUAUCAGAUGAAGUACCGAGACAACACCCCUAUCGUCCUCAAAGGCAUCAACCUGACUAUUCCGAGCCGGGAAAUGGUGGGCAUUGUGGGAAGGACAGGCUCGGGGAAGUCCUCUCUGGGGGUGGCUCUCUUCCGACUAGUGGAGCCUGCGGCGGGUCAGAUUCUGAUUGACGGUGUGGACAUCUGCAGCAUCAGCCUGGAAGACCUGCGGUCCAAACUCUCUGUCAUCCCUCAAGAUCCUGUCCUGCUCUCUGGAACCAUCAGAUUCAACCUGGAUCCCUUUGACUGCCACACAGACCAGCAGAUCUGGGAUGCCUUGGAGAGGACAUUCCUGACCAAGACAAUCUCAAAGCUUCCGAAAAAACUGCAAGCAGAAGUGGUGGAAAAUGGUGAAAACUUCUCUGUAGGGGAGAGGCAGCUGCUCUGCAUUGCUCGAGCCCUGCUUCACAACUCCAAGAUCGUCCUUAUUGAUGAAGCCACGGCCUCCAUUGAUCUGGAGACUGAUACCCUGAUCCAGCGCACCAUCCGUGAAGCCUUCCGGGGCUGCACAGUGCUGCUCAUUGCGCACCGCAUCACCACCGUCCUGAACUGUGACCGCAUCCUUGUUAUGGGCAAUGGGAAGGUGAUGGAGUAUGACAGGCCCGAGGUCCUGCAGAAGCAGCCCGGGUCGAUGUUUGCAGCCCUGCUGGCCACAGCCAGGUCUUCACCAAGCUAAGGAGAAAUGGAGAUGCACGGAGGCUGGAGGGGCUUGGCUCAGAGGUCCACCAAGGUGCAACUUGCAGUCUAUGACCUCCCUGCAAGAGACAGAAUGCAUGAGGGGUGCUGGCGAUGGGAUGGAAAAGGAGACUGAGGGAGCAGAACCUGCCAUAAGCCACUCUGUGAUCCCCCAAACUUGGUGCCCUGGGGUCAAAUGAUCAUGUGUCUCUUUUAACUUAUAUGUUGAAUAAUUUCAUAGUAAGCUAAAAGCUUUUAGUUUUCUGAUUUGUCGUCAAAGUAAUGCAAAUGAUGGGUUGAUUUUGUAAAAAAUAAAACUUAAGAAGAAAAAGUCA